Mya arenaria is the source of this 5937-nucleotide messenger RNA. RefSeq lists its product as uncharacterized. NCBI's taxonomy places the organism in Eukaryota, Metazoa, Mollusca, Bivalvia, Myida, Myidae. The transcript is spliced from 22 exons. The record is from RefSeq and is a predicted model, not a curated record. Gene Ontology annotation, molecular function: protein tyrosine phosphatase activity; scavenger receptor activity. Bases 86 to 4237 code for a protein of 1383 amino acids. Gene Ontology annotation, biological process: protein dephosphorylation.
AAUCCGCCAUGUUUCGAAAUUGGCUUAAGUCUCAUCUUAAACCUUCAGAAUAGUUAUUUCGUAAACAAACAAAUUAUGUGUAAAGAUGGAAAGGAAAUCAAAAAUGUGGACUUUACUGACACUGAUUAUAAUUUCAGUGCCUGUCAUAGAGGCCCAGUGCAAGGCGGGCAUGACCGGACCAUCAUGUGAUAAAUACGACUUGGCAUACCAGAAGAGAGCAUACCAGAAGGAAUCCUGGGAGACACUGUCCGCCGGUCGCGCGGUGGAUGGCGACAUCACCAAGUGCACCGUAGCACCGAAGGUGGUGGACCAGCCAAGUUGGACGGUUGACCUGGGCCGCGACAUGGCCGUCGAGGGGCUUAUCAUUUACGCCGACGAUAACACCACCGCACAAUUAAGGACGUUCACCAUUGAAAUACGAAAAGAGGGAGCUACAGCGUGGCAGAUGUGUAACCACUUCAACCAGUCGAUGCCCGUUCGCUUAGAAACCACCUGCCGGACGGGCGCCGUCAAUGGCCAAUACGUUAAAGUGACGGCCCUACAUCAAGCGUUCAAGCUGGAAUUAUGUGAAGUCAGCGUGUACGGAUAUUGUUUGGGCGGGUCGUAUGGAAACUAUUGUCAGAAAACGUGCGGCAAUUGCUUAGCGGGAGAAACGUGCAGCACGAAUACAGGGGAGUGCCCAUCCGGAUGCGAAGCUGGUUACCACGAAAACACAUGUGACAAAAGAUGUGAUGACGGGAAGUGGGGGAGAGGAUGUACGAAGACGUGCGGCAAAUGCGCGGAUGCAGCGCCCUGCAGCGUCUUCACAGGGGUAUGCCCGAACGCCGGCCUCUGCGAACCCGGCUACGUCACCGGAAACUGCUCUUUAACCUGUCCCGACGGUACGACGGGUGUAGGCUGCCAGCCGUGUGGCCACUGUGAGGGUGGGGCCGCCUGUAACCACACAGACGGCACGUGCUACACCGGAUGUGAGACCGGCUACAUCUACCACGAACAGGAUAGGACCUGCACCACAGUGUGCCCGGAUGGAGCGUGGGGCAAAGCCUCCAGUGACACGUGCGAAAACGAGUGCGGGAAAUGUCACGUGCCCGGCCAAGUAGUGGCCGGCACCUGUAACUCGUCCACCGGCCUCUGCUCGGAUGGAUGCGCCUCUGGCUACCAGCAGACAGAGAACUGUAAAGUCGAGUGUCCAUACUUCAAGUAUGGUAUGAACUGCAACAAGGACUGCGGGAAGUGCGGGGCGGGGGAGGGCGAGAACCGGACGCUCGUGCCUUGUAACAACAUCGACGGCACGUGUGGGGUCGGCUGCAUCUAUGGCUGGAGCGGCAUCUUUUGCGACAAAGAAUGUGAUCCUGGCCUGUACGGUAUCGAUUGUACGGAGACAUGCGGAAACUGCCGAUCUGGACAAUGUGACAUCAUCGACGGCGUCUGCCCGGAUUUUGAGUGCGCGGAUGGUUAUAAUACGUCGGACACGACCUGCAAAACAGAAUGCCGUCCGGGUUUCUAUGGUUACCGGUGUGCCAACCGUUGUCCUAGCAACUGUGCGGAAGACUGCAAGGUGGAGACCGUCAGCGGUAAUACCAUGUGCACCACGGUGUGUGGACCGAAGGAUGGCUCCUGCACGUGCAAAGAUGGCUACCAGGGACCGCGAUGUGAAGAAGGCUGUAGUCUCGGUUACUACGGACCGGGAUGCGCGACACCUUGCAACCAAUGCGCGGCAGGGACGAUGUGUCGCCAGGUGGACGGCUGGUGCCUCAAUGGAUGUAUGGAAGGCUGGAUUGGGGACAAGUGUGACAUAGAGCGGAUCGUUGAAGUUUACAAGCCUUACUAUGGAAACAUUAUAGGCGGGGUGAUUGGCGGAGUAAUCGCGCUGGGGCUUAUAAUAGCAUUCGUCGUCUGGGUCGUCUGGCGAUACCGGAAGGAUAAGUCGAUCCAUAUCAAAGCCUUGGCGUCCUCGAUUCGCCAGUCCUUCCGGCGGAUGUCACAGCGGGGCGGCGACGGCAUCCGCCGCUCAAUCCAGAGACUCUCACGCCGAGGCCGUCGUCAAAACGACGAAAAGAAACUGGGUACCGACAUAGAUCCACCGGCCAAGACUAAUGGGGUGAAAGGCCAUCAUAAUACGGCCCGGAUGUACGAGUGUGUGAAGAUUCACUCGAACACACUGCACGAAGACAACUUCCCCAACCUCUAUCUCCGCCUCCAAGAGGCCACCGCGGACGGACGCACGCUCCUACAUGAUGCGUUUAUGUCAUUUCAAGCACAAAGGCCGAAAGCACAUAAAGAACAAAACGGCUCAGCUGGUCACACGAACACAGCUUAUUAUAAUGCAGCUUCGUCGGAAGAUGUCCAAAUACAUUUAAAUGGAGAGGGCACGGCGAUUCCUUCCUUUCUUCCGCUGGGUUCCAACCUGAGCGGUUUCCUGUUGAUCAAUGAGCCGGUGGUGUCGGACGUGCUGUGGAACCACCUGCAACAGCGGCAGAUAGAGCUCAUCAUUUCACUCGGCAAGGAGUCCACAUACAGCUGGCGCCCGGGGGAGCGGCUGAACAUCGGUCCUGACGUGGUGGAGGUUAUAGACAUGCAGCUACAUCCCUGUCACCGGGAGACCAAACUCACCGUACAGCGGAGGGGCGGUCAAGGUCGGCGGGCGGUGCGGCACCUGGAGCUCUACUUCUGGUCAGCGGACGAGCUCUAUCCGAACGUCUCCACACUCCUUAUGUUCAUGGAGACGUUCCAGGCCCUCCACAGAGCGCAGCGGGAACGCUCCAUCAUUGUCAAUUUCCUGUCUAUGUCGGAGCAGGCGGUGUUUUUCACCCUGGCCGCCUCCUGUCUGGAGAUCCUCGCGGAGUCACAGCGUAUCGACGUCCUCCGCACCGUCGCCAUAGGCGGUAAGGCCACCGACAAGGCCGUCAGGACGUUUGAAGGAUUUAAGUUUCUUCACGACGUCGUAUUCGACUACAUAGCACAGAAGGACAACAAGUCAUACAAAAGUCCCCCAUCUCAGCAAUAUCACAGUGUUGCACUGCACGCUGCUACACCAAAAAUAAGUCUAGAUAGAAGCCCCGAAGCCCAAGCACCCAGAUCUGACGCACAUGCCCGUGAUAGGAACUUUAAACAGCCAGGAGCAAACUUAAAUCAAAACCAAAGACAAACUGAGCCAAGCUUGUCACCAAAUCAGUAUCAACAGCCAAGGGCGCGUGCAGGUUCAAAUGAGAGACAGUUGUAUGACAACAAAGCUGGCCAACGACGCGGGCCAAAUGAACAGAGGUCUGGCAUGACCUCUCAACAAUCUGAUCAAGCUCAAGUGCACCAGCGACGAACGUCUCCCGCACAAGGGCAACAGCCUACCUCGCAGCAGCAACGGUUACGGGCACCUUCAGACCCCAGAUCGCCGGGUGUCUAUUCGGAUGAAAGGCCACGGGCGCCCUCGGAUCCCCGGUCCCGAGACGCUUACCAAAAUCCUAAGUUACGUGCCCCCUCAGAGCCUAGAUCACCGGCGGGCUCCAGCGACCAAAAACCGAGGGCACUUACAGAUCCUCGUUCCACCGGGCAGCAGCCCAGGCCACCUCAAACUGUUGACGGGGAGUUUUCCUUUCGGCCUAUCAACAGUGAGGUCAAGUCACAAGAUCAACCGCCCCUUUACAACUCCGUAGCAGAUAAGUAUCCCGCCCCAAAGAACCAGCAAAAGCGGUUGUCACCCAGCAACCAACAACAUCAUUUGUCAAAUGGCACUCAGAACAACCGUUCCCCCGUCUCGCCUCAGGGAUACCAAGACCCCGAGGGGCGCAAACAUUUCCCUGGUGGACAGCAGCAACAACGGUCUAGAGACAAGUCGCCGGGCAGAACGCUCGACCAACCACACCAACAACCGCCAGUUACGCAACAUAACUCUCGUUCAAGGGGUGCGUCUCCUGGACGACCGCUCGACCAACCAAACCAACAUCAACCAUAUUCACAACAUAAUUCUCGUUCAAGAGGUGCAUCUCCAGGACGGACGCUUGACCAACCACACCAACAACCGCCAGUUACGCAACAAAAUUCUCGUUCAAGAGGCGCUUCUCCGGGACGAACGCUAGAUCCCGGUCACCGGGAGCAGGCUCACUCGCGAGGGUUAUCGCCAGGGGGGCGUUCCCCGAAUGAACAUCAGCAGCGUUCGAGAGCGUAUUCGGAGCAUCCUCAGACAAAUGAGCAAGACCAUGAACAAAGAUCUAGGUUUCCGUCAUCAAGCACAGUGGUAUGACAGAUUGCUUAGAGACAUAAAGCGCAGUAGCUGGUGUUUAAAUCGGUGCCAUAAAUGGAUAUUGUGACUCACUAUGGGUUAUAUACAUGAUCUGUUUAUAGUUACACAGUCAGCCAAGCUGUCUUAUUUGGUUUUGUUUAUUAGGAGUACGAACAGUCCGGCAACCAACGUCUGUUUGUUUAAAAUAACCUCAUUGAUGACGUUGUUUUAUGCCUAUAAGCUAUUUGUUGCCAAGGUUAGAAGCCAGUUAAACUGUUAACUAUUAUUGCUUGUAUAUAUAAAGAAGGCAUUUUAACUAUAAAUAUGGUUUUCGUGAUAAACUUUCCUUCUACCUUAUUGUUAUAAUUAUUACUUGUUAUUUAAUUGUGACGGGACUUUUUGACAAACGUCACAUUUCCGUUGGAUUUUUGUCAUUUAGUAGCAAAACAUUGCGUUUCUAUAAUACACGUGAGGAGAUGAUAAAGUGUACUUAAAAAGUUUAAAUGUGAGACAGAUGCCGUUGUACCCAUUUAGAAAGCAUCCGCCGAACUCGACAGCCAAACUUUAAUUAAGUCAUUGGAUUUGUAUACCUGACGCCGCCUAAUUGUUUAGAGUACCAAUAGCAAUAAUAAAAACCUUUUUAGUGCCCAGCGGCAAAUACCCCGCGAAUGCCUUUACAUAAGCCAGUGCGCAUGCGCGAGCGUCUAAAUAAAUCAAUUAAUAAAACCAAUCAAUAACUAAAAGGAAAUUUGGCAGUUGCUUUUGUUACUAAGUGGAAAUUUGGCAGUUGAUUUUGUUGCUAAAUAGAAAUAUGGCAGUUGAUUUUGUUGCUAAGUGGAAAUUUGGCAGUUGAUUUCGUCCCUAAAUGGAAACUUGGCGGUUGAAUUCGUUACUAAGUGGACAUUUGGCGGUUGAAUUCGUUACUAAAUGGACAUUUGGCGGUUGCAUUCGUUACUAAAUGGAAAUUUUGCAGUAGCAUUUGUUACUAAAUGGAAAUUUGGCAGUAGCAUUCGUUAGUAAAUGGAAAUUAGGCGGUAACAUUCUUAAAUAAAUGGAAAUUUGGCAGCUGCAUUCGUACUAAAUGGAAAUUUGGCAGUUGCAUUCGUUACUAAAUGGAAAUUAGGCGGUAACAUUCGUAAAUAAAUGGAAAUUUGGCAGUUGCAUUCGUUACUAAAUGGAAAUUUGGCAGUUGUUUUCGUCCCUAAAUGGAAAUUUGCCGGUUGUUAUCUACUUUAUGGACUGUUAGUUGCCAGAGCCCUGCUUAAUGGUUAAAUGUGGAUCUGUCCGGCGAUCCUAUUGGCGGAGGGAUGUGCCUAAAUUUUAUUUUUGAUUUACGUCACAAUUAAGUCCGAAGCUGUUAAGUAUUUUAUGCAAAAAUACCUAUCAUUGUAAUCACAUCGACUGUAAAGGUAACUUUCAUUAACUGAUUAUAUAAAAUGUACCUCAAUUCAUGAUUACCAAGACUGUUUUGAAAUGACAGUAUGACAAACUGAAAAAUGACACUUCAAAUCGUUCAUCUUAUUUGUAUAAUUCAUUCAUAUUCUGUUAUACAGUUGCAAUUAUUCAUUUUGUUAAUGAUAAACGUUUUGAUUUAUUCAUGGCCAUAUCUCUAGGAGUAAAAGGUGCUUUGAGUGUAUAUUCAUGGACUUGUUUUGUAUAUUGUAUGCAUAUAUUUUAUAGACUAUUGGAUGUAUACUCAUGAAAUAAAAUAUUAAUUACCA